CCCGCAACGUUGAUGAGGAUUCGCGAUUUGUAUUCCACGGGCGGUCCUAGGCGUGUUAGCGUACCUUUUAUCGCGAGUGUGUGACUUCCUUGAGCCAGCGACUAGUUUUUGGCUAUCUAUCGGGCAGGUAAGUAUUCGAAUUCUAACGGCUCUCAGUAAACCCCGCGAACAGACAGGAAGGAACUGAUCGGACGUGUAGCGCGGCCCAAUCUGGUAAGCAUAAAUACACGACUUCGUCCCACGAGCGUGCAGUGCAACCUUAGAAACCACGAAACGACCUCAGAGCGAAGCGCGGGUCUCUGAACUUAUUUUUCGAACUUCAGCCUCCACGCGAAAGAUGCUAAAAACGGCUUUAAUCGCUCUGCAGGCGAUCGGUUUGUGCCUCGCAGCUGCCGUCGGGGAAUCCCGAAAAUCCCGGACACCGCCGUCGCCCCGUUUUGUCGGAGUAUUCACCAAGGACUACAACCACAGUGAAAUAGGGCGCAGAAUGGACGCUUGGAAGCCGGAUGACACGCAGAAUCUCUGGGAACUGAGCGGCCUCUUCGAGGGCGACAUCAUGGUCCAUCCUGAGGGACGAGACAUCGCGAAAAACGGACUCCUAGAAGCCGAAGCGCGGUGGCCGCGAGCCGAGAUUCCCUACCACAUCCAUGAGGAGGAUUUCGAUAAGGAAGGCGUCGAGGUGAUCAAGGGAGCGCUGGCCGAGUACCACGAGAGAACUUGCCUGCGAUUCAGACCUUACGACAAAUCCGACGAAGAUUACGUGUCGAUAAGGGGAACCGAAUCGGGAUGCUGGUCGAUGGUCGGUCGGCACGGGCAGGGGCAAGUCCUCAAUGUUAACAAUCCGAAAUGCGUCAGGCAUGGAAUCGUGGUCCACGAGUUGAUGCACGCGCUCGGUUUCUACCAUCAGCAGAGCGCCGCGGACAGGGACGAUUUCGUCGAGAUACAUUGGGAUAAUAUCCAGGAAGGCAAGGAGAACAACUUCAAGAAAUAUGACAACAAGACAGUAACCGACUUCGGAAUCCCCUAUGACUACAAAAGCAUCAUGCACUAUAGCUCACAUGCUUUUUCGAAGAACGAUCAGCCCACGAUCACCCCGAAACAGGAUGAGGUAAAGCUCGGCCAGCGCAAAGGAUUGACAAAGAAGGACAUCGCAAAAAUCAACCGCAUGUACGAGGAGGAAUGCAAAGCACGCGAGUCUUCGGAGAGUUCAAGCGAAUCUGGUAGCACAAGCGAGUCUAGCGAAGAGAAAAAUAUACUUGGCUGGCUGUUCGAAUGACUAUAUGGUUGUAGGCUCUGUAACCCAAAUUAGGAUAAUUCUGACGGACAACUUUUUCAUAUCGAAGUCGGGAAACAUGCGAGAAUAACGAAAACAAUAAUUUCCACCGAUAAUAAAAUACCAGAGGCAUUAUAUUCAGAUUUGUGUAAAAAAAUAUAAAUAUCUUUUUAAUCAAA
This is a messenger RNA of Diprion similis, 1452 nucleotides long. Its product is annotated as zinc metalloproteinase nas-14. Gene Ontology annotation, molecular function: zinc ion binding; metalloendopeptidase activity. The coding region runs from base 338 to 1276 and encodes 312 amino acids. Lineage: Eukaryota; Metazoa; Arthropoda; Insecta; Hymenoptera; Diprionidae. The record is from RefSeq and is a predicted model, not a curated record. The transcript is spliced from 5 exons. Gene Ontology annotation, biological process: proteolysis.